GCACGUCUUAUAUGCCCAGCCUGCCUCCUACUCUUUGACCUCUUCUGUCUCUUCUCUUCACAUCUCUUUGUUGCAAACACAAUAUCGUCCAAACUCCAUAUAGUGAGAUAAAAAAUAGCCCGCGCCAGAUAUUCACCAUGUCCUACAACCCCUGGUACUGUGCAACCGAGUGCACUGGCAUGUCGAUCAACUUUGCCCUUCGAUUGGUAAUCUACAGCGCCGCCUUAGGCCUUAUUUCCAAGUUUUCAAAGAUCCGGCCCAACAGUGGUAACAAAAUCACACUAGCCGACCAACUGGUCUUUUAUGGCGGAAUAGCACUCACGUCCAUCAUUGCAAUUUCUUAUAGCGAAAUGAUUGGCCGCGGUUACGGCAAGGACUUUGAGCCCAUGGACCUUGUCCGCUUGGGCGGCGUUAUCGGCAUGGCAUACUACGUGUUGUACCAAGAAUACGUGAUGCUGCCGAAAAAGACGGACGACGAGCAGCUUGCAGAUGUGAUUGCGCGCGGAAUGGCAAUGGCUGAAGACGAAAAGAAGACGAGCUAACAGAGUGGUCUUUCGUUUCACAUAUGAUGUAUAUAUUUGUUGGCAUAUUUUUUUCUACGGGUCGCGUUCUUUUAUAUAGUUUUUGUAACUUUACGACAUGAACGAUCUCAAUUUGCAAGCUUUGUAGUACUCCAGCAAUU
Molecule: messenger RNA, 682 nt
Organism: [Torrubiella] hemipterigena
Lineage: Eukaryota; Fungi; Ascomycota; Sordariomycetes; Hypocreales; Clavicipitaceae
Source: the annotation of a GenBank genome assembly